This is a messenger RNA of Anneissia japonica, 387 nucleotides long. RefSeq lists its product as uncharacterized. NCBI's taxonomy places the organism in Eukaryota, Metazoa, Echinodermata, Crinoidea, Comatulida, Comatulidae. The transcript has a single exon. The record is from RefSeq and is a predicted model, not a curated record. The coding region runs from base 1 to 387 and encodes 128 amino acids. Gene Ontology annotation, molecular function: nucleic acid binding. Gene Ontology annotation, biological process: DNA integration.
AUGCCAAAGGAUGUCACAAGCAGUGUAAAAAUACAGGCGACUAAACGAAUAAUAUCAGAACAAGGCUCGCCUCACACCAUCUUUUCGGACAAUGGCCCACAAUUUGCCUCCCAGCAGUAUAAGCAAUUUUGCAAAGACUGGAAAAUAGUGCACAAAACAAGCUCAACGCACUACCCAAGAUUGAAUGGCUUUGUUAAGAGGAUGAUCCAGACCAUCAAAUCAACGAUUACUGAAGUGCAACACGUCUGGUUCAGACCCAGACAUGGCAUUGUGUCUGCACGCAACCCCAUUUAUGCAAAAUUACCAAGCCCGGGAGAAUUGUUGUACAGAAGACGUCUACAAACAAACCUGCCUGUCAUAAUAAAAUCAGAUGACCCACAAAGAUAA